CGACUCACUAACUGCUUGCGCUACAGCCGGCCACAACGACAUAUUAUACCUUCUAAAUGUAUUAAAAGGGAAAACAUAGUAAACAUUUUAAGGGGUGCAAAACAAUUACAUCAAACACAAAUACAGAAACAGAUUACAAUAAUUGGAAUCCGAUUUGAGAUUACAACUAAGUAAAAACAUCAACUCGAAUAUUACUAAUUUAGUUGCAAGAAAGCAGCACCAACCAUCAUAUUAAUACAGUAUUUUUAAUUUUUAUAAAAAGGUAAUUUUUUUUGUACUAAAAUAAUUUAUGCUAAAAUUUCUGUUUUUUUUUUAAUUAAGGCGGUCCUUGAAAUUGAGUUUGAUUUUUUAGGGGUCCGCGAACUGAAAAAGGUUAAGAAACCCUGGGCUACAUAAUUAAAAAGUAAACCUUUGCUCAAAAUCUUUCUAUUUCUAUCAAGUAAACGUUCUAUAGGGGGCCAUGAGUGAUUAAACGUUUCAUUUAUAUUGUAAACGAAAGCCAUAUAUCUAUUGUUGACAAUUUGGCCAGUAACCUAUUAAGCUCCACAAGCUGAAACAUUUAUUUCUAAUUACCGAACGCUUUCUGACCCAAAAAUUGAACAAGCACUCGCGGUGUAGGUGCAAUUAAUAGAAAAUCGAUAAGAUUCCAUGAUUUUGUAGCAUGAUCGCCAUUAUCAUCUCGUCAACAUUGUAAUUACAUCGUCUACUUUAAUAUUUCUUUGUCAUAUAUAAAACCUUUUGUUGGCUUGUUUGUAUGGUUACAGUUGAACCAGUCGCCGGGAAAUAUUAAAAAAUAUUUUUUGAAAAAAAUGGAACUCGGCAAUUUUCAAAAGUUUAAAGAAGUGUCUCAUGUGAUAUUCGAUUUGGACGGAACUCUUUUAGACACAGAGAAAUUAUACAGAGAAGCUUUAUUCCACGUGGCAGAACUAUACGACAAAAAAUGUAGCAAUCAUGUCGUGCUAAAAAUUGCUGGGACACCUCAACCGAUGACAGCCAGUAUUGCCAGGGAAGAAUUAGAACUGCCGAUAAACAACCACACCUUUUUGCAACUCUACAAUAAUUUUAUUUUGGAAAGACUGGGAGACUGUGACCUUAUGCCAGGUGCAGAAACGCUGAUCAACCACCUAAACUAUCACGGAAUACCAAUGGCGAUAGCGACAUCCUCCAGCGACAAAGCCGUUCAAAUAAAAACUCGCAAACACAAGAAAUUGUUCCAGGCAUUCGAGCACAUCGUUUGCGGCGACUCCGACCCCGCCGUCACAGUUGGCAAACCUGCUCCGGACAUAUUCCUCGUUUGCGCGUCAAGAUUUAACUCCAGUCCGAGCCCAGGCGAAUGUUUGGUGUUCGAGGAUUCUCUGAACGGCGUUAAGGCGGGUAUUGCGGCAGGCAUGCAGGUUGUAAUGGUUCCAGAGCCUCACGUGCCACACGAAUACGGACAAUAUGCUACGUUAAGGAUCGAUUCGCUAAAUCAUUUGGAACCUGAACAUUUCGGAUUGCCUCCUUACCGAUAAAAUUUGUUAUACAGAAAAAGUAUAUUUAUAAAAUUGUGUCUAUAUUGUCUAUUUAUAUAAAUAAAUUUUAUCACCUUGUAUAAUAAUA
Sitophilus oryzae (rice weevil) is the source of this 1599-nucleotide messenger RNA. RefSeq names its product pseudouridine-5'-phosphatase-like. Lineage: Eukaryota; Metazoa; Arthropoda; Insecta; Coleoptera; Curculionidae. The transcript has 3 exons. The coding region runs from base 810 to 1511 and encodes 233 amino acids. The record is from RefSeq and is a predicted model, not a curated record. Gene Ontology annotation, molecular function: phosphatase activity.